This is a messenger RNA of Rotaria sp. Silwood1, 1339 nucleotides long. Lineage: Eukaryota; Metazoa; Rotifera; Eurotatoria; Philodinida; Philodinidae. The record is from the annotation of a GenBank genome assembly.
AAAUCAAACACAUGAAUUAUAUAUUAAUAAUUAUAUUCCAAAAACUAAUGAUGGAAAACAAUGGGAAAAUUGUGUACGUUAUAUGAUAAGUAAUAUGAAUAAUACACUUAUAAAUUGUCCAAAUGGUUGGGUAUAUGAUCGAUCAAUAUUUGGAUAUACAUUUACUGAAGAAGCUGAUUUUGUUUGUCAUAAUGAAUCAAAAAGAAGUUGGUUAGCUACUGUUAUACAAUGUAGUAGUUUUUUAUUACUUAUUAUUGGUUCAUUUGCUGAUAAAUAUGGUCGAAAAAAAAUGAUUGUUAUUGUUACUAUGAUAUUAUUUUUUACAUGUCUUAUUACUCAAAUAAUAAUGCAAUGGAUACCAAUGACAAUAAAAACUAAAUUCAUUGUUUUAUUAUUCAAUCAAUUUGCAUCGGGUCUUGUCUGUUCAACUUAUAGUUUAAUAUUUAUUCUUGCACUUGAAUUAACAUCAGCAACAUAUACAGGUUUAGCUGGAAAUUUAAUAUUUAUUUCAUGGACAAUUGGUCAAAUUAUUGUUACUCUAUUUGCAUUUAUAACAUAUGAUUGGCAAAAAUUAAAAUGGGCUAAUACAAUUUUUAUUGGUUUAGGUAUACCAUAUCUUUAUUUUAUGCCUGAAUCACCAUUAUACAUUUAUGCAAAAGGACAAUAUGUAUUACUUGAAAAUAUUUUACGACAAAUAGCAAAUCAAAAUGGACGAAAAGAAACUGAUUGGUAUAUAUAUUAUCAAGAAUUUUUAUGUAAUCAAUCAAUAAAAUUAACACAUAAAAAACAAUUAACAUCUUUUCAAAAAUCUUAUCAAUUAAUUAUAAAUCGAACAACUAUAAUUAAAUUAUUAUUAACAGCUAUUAUAGGUUUUACAACACUUAUGAUUUAUAUUAAAAUAAGUUAUAGUUUAGCUAUGAUGGAUACAUCACCAUACUUAGGAAUAUUAAUUGGUGCUAUUGUUGAAGCAAUUAGUUAUAUUACAAGUUCAUUACUUAUAUCUAGUAGACUUGGUCGUAAAGCAAGUCUUAGUUUAGCUCAACUUGGAAAAUAUACAAUAUCUAGUACUACAGCUAUAGCAUGGAUAUUUGUAUUAGAACUUUUUCCAACUUCAAUUCGAAGUACGGCUAGUGGAGUUUUUAUUGUAUGUAGUCGUACUGGUGCUAUAACAGCACCUAUAAUAUAUACAACAAUUAGUAAUAAUUAUUUAUCAUAUACAUUUUAUGCAUCAGCAUUUUUAGCAUUUGUUGUUCUUUUAUUUUCAUUAAUGUUACCUGAAACAAAAGAUAAACCAAUGGAUAAUGUAACUGAUUAUACUACCAGUAUAACUGAUAUUUAA